AUUUCACAAUUAGAACGCUUGUGGCUUGUUGCCUAGCAACCUGUUCGCUUUAGCCAGGCAGUCAGUUGCAGGUGUGUAAGGAGAAGCGGUACGUAAUGGCGGACCGAGGACUGGAGAAAGCUGACAUAGGGGCACUGAGCCCUGAGCAAAAGGAAAAAUUGCGCCAGUUUAAGAUCAAGACCAAAAUAGCGAAUGAAAUGUAUCUGAGAGCUCAUCCAGAAGUAGAAAUGCUGCUGAGUGAUUUUCUGAGAGACGUGUUUGUUAAAAGACCUACAGAUAUCCGUGAAUUUGCUGCAGGUCACUUCAGUGAUCCAGACCUACCAAGGAAAAUUCAGCAGAAAGUGGAAGAGAAGGCUUCAGCAAACAUAUGAAGCAGUUUUAAACUCUAUAUGUUCCAUAAAACAAUGAGAAACAAUGCUUUUCUUGAGCUAUUUUCUAAUUGGCAUUUAUCAGGGGAGAAGACGCUGGCUCGUUUGUUAAAUGAGACUAUGGGGAUGUAAACACUAUGGAGAUGAAUGUCAACUCCACCGAAGUGAACAAAAUACCACAAUCAAGUGUUACUAUAGUCACAUCGACUGCACAGGAGAGGUCACAAAUUCUAAAAGCAUUUUUCUUCCUAUUAAAACAUUAUCCACUUUUUGUUCCACAAUUUUUGUACACAUAUUUGCCAAAUGCUAUCGUCUAUCAUACAGAAAGUUUCCAUUCCAUUUUUAAAUAUGAUCUUAAGAUGUACAUUUGUCUCAUAAAUGUUUAUGAGAAACAUUACCUACUGGAUUCAUAACAUCCUACAUGGUAUCAGAAUCCACCCCAAAAUUAAUAAAAUUCCAGCAAGUGAUAUUUUAAGCUACAUAAAAACAGUUUUUUUCCUGUCACAUUUUUCCAGUCACGAGUGCAGCUAUUUUUUUCUACAAAAUACAGGUUUCAAAAGUAUUAUUAAUAUGUUAUGAUGUCAAACUUGGAGAAAACAACAGCACAGAUUCUCUUUUUUCUAAAGUAUGUGGACUGAUUACUUAACAUGGCUCAAAUGUCUCUGAGGAAUCAGGCACAUUUCACAAAACCUAUCAUUCUGAAAGACACCAUAUGUAACGUUCACUCAUCUCUCUGUAUAACACAAUUUUGUAAAGAUCACAUGUAAAUAAAUGAAAUAUAGAACAA
Messenger RNA from Tachysurus vachellii, 1155 nucleotides. RefSeq names its product RIIa domain-containing protein 1-like. Bases 96 to 371 code for a protein of 91 amino acids. The transcript is spliced from 4 exons. The record is from RefSeq and is a predicted model, not a curated record. Lineage: Eukaryota; Metazoa; Chordata; Actinopteri; Siluriformes; Bagridae.